GACAGCUUAGAUGAAACACAGGGGGAGCACUUUGGUGUUACACCGGCGGUUCUUUUUGAUUUGUUUUCGCUUACUGUUUGAACUUAGAACGUAAAACAAAUCCAGGUAUAAUGGCGUUUUUUAUUGUUUAAAAAUUGUGAGUUUAAGUCUCGUGAAAAGAGUUACAUCACUUACAUGCGUGUCAUGUUAAACGCACGUUUAUUAAAACUUGUGUCAAAACAAGUUCGACUUAAGGAUGACCUCGGGUCCUCAAAAGAAGAAAAUUUACUUGGGGCAGCAUCAGAUCAAAAAGAAGACAAGCAUCUUAGGCAACAAUGAGGCAUCAGAUGGAGAGAAGUUGCAGAAAACGUGCUUUCUGCCAGACAAAACAAAUAAAUCACACAUCAGCAGAAAUUCCUUCACGGGUGGAAGGCCUGCGGUGGAGUUUGGGGAAUCCACUUUGGCUAUUGAUGAAGAGCUGAUGCAGGUUCUGGAUGCUGUCGAUCAUUCAACCGCUGUUAAAAACAAGGCUUGUUCAGUAAAUAGACACGAUGUGGAAGAACCGGCAGCAACAUCAGCUGUUUGUGAUCUUCCACAACCCCAAGCACUGACUGCACACAGCGAAAAGGAGAGAAACUCAGUACAGGUGAGAGGCAGGCCAUGUCCCCAGCAUUCAGACGGUGGACCAAACAGAGAGCCUGGUUCUCAGCGGUGGGUCUGUCAGCAGUCACCAGGAUGGAGAGCUGACUGCAAAGACCUUGCUCAGAAGCUUCUCUUCAGUGAGGACUCUGAGGAAGUGGAUCAUGCUCAGAGGGACCCAGACAACUGCCGUUCCAACCCUUCUACUGUUAGAAUUCUUCCUUCUCAAGAAAACAACCAGGAAGCAGGCAGCUCCGACAAGCAUAAGGUCACAAGAAAACAUUUUCCUCCCAACAGUGACAGAUGCAGAUCGAGUACGAAUGCUGAUCCAGCUCUGGAUUUAUCUACAAACUAUAUCUUAUUUAGCCCCUCUCGAAUCACAGCAGCCACAAAGAGGGCCAAACUCCUGCAGUCAUUACAGAACCAGUCUACUUCAGUGCUCACCGCCCCCAGUGGCUUGGAGCUCAGCUUUCUCAGUGACACAUUACCUGAACCAGGCGUUGCCUUGUGUGCUCCUGGUCAGCAGGCUGAAAAGCUGCUCCUGUCCAGCUGGGGUUUACCGAAACCAGUUCUAGAGCGCUACCAGAAACAUGGAGUCACUCAGAUGUUUGAGUGGCAGGCUCAGUGCCUCACUGUGGGGCGGGUCCUGCAGGGGGGCAACCUGGUGUACUCUGCACCGACUAGUGCUGGAAAAACUCUGGUGUCAGAGCUGCUCAUUCUGAAGCGGGUGUUGGAAACCAGAAGGAAAGCACUUUUCAUCCUGCCGUUUGUUUCUGUGGCUAAAGAGAAGAUGCACUACCUGCAGAGCAUAUUUGAAGAGGCUGGCAUCAGAGUGGAGGGCUACAUGGGAAGCACAUCAGCUGCUGGAGGUUUCUCAAAGCUGGAUGUGGCUGUCUGCACUAUAGAAAAAGCAAACUCUUUAAUAAAUAAGCUCAUUGAAGAAGACAACAUGGGUCUCCUAGGUAUGGUGGUGGUGGAUGAGUUGCACAUGGUUGGAGAUUCUGGACGAGGAUACUUGCUGGAAUUGCUCUUAACCAAAAUCCGCUAUAUCGGACAGAAGCAGAGCACCACAGGAUCUCUUGCCGAGGGUGUGCAGAUAAUAGGUAUGAGUGCCACGUUGCCUAACCUGUCUCUCCUGGCCAGCUGGUUAGGCGCAGAGCUUUACCAGACAGAAUACAGACCUGUACCUCUGCAGGAACACCUCAAAGUGGGCAGCGACAUCAUUGACAAGAGCUUGUCUGUGGUGCAGCAGUUCAAGCCGGCUCUCAGUGUUAAGGGUGACGAUGAUCACAUUGUGAGUUUGUGUUAUGAGACCGUGAGAGAAGGCCACUCUGUGCUGCUGUUCUGCCCCUCAAAGAACUGGUGUGAAAAACUGUCAGACAUCAUCGCCAGAGAGUUCUUCAAACUCAGACAACAGGGUCUCCAGGGUGAAGCUGAUCCCCAGCCGGUGUGUCUGGACCAGGAGGGCCUGGUGGAUGUUAUAGCUCAGUUGAGGAGAACUCCAGCAUGUUUAGACCCCAUCCUGCAGCGCACCGUGCCCUGGGGGGUGGCCUUCCACCAUGCUGGUUUGACGUUUGACGAGCGAGACGUGUUGGAGGGAGCUUUCCGUCGGGGUUUGGUACGGGUCUUGGCUGCCACAUCCACCCUCUCCUCAGGGGUUAAUCUUCCAGCUCGUAGGGUCAUCAUACGAACUCCGACGUUUAACGGCCACCUGCUGGACCCACUCACUUACAAACAGAUGGCUGGACGAGCAGGAAGAAAAGGAGUGGACACCGUAGGUGAGAGUUUUCUGGUGUGUAAGCCGACAGAGCGUCAGAAAGGUAUUAGCCUUCUUAAUGGGUCUCUGCAGCCAAUCAGCAGCUGCCUGGUGAAAAGCGAAGGUGAAGGUGUAACCACCAGCAUGCUGAGAGCUCUCCUGGAGAUCAUUGUUGGCGGCGUGGCUAGCACUCCUCAGGAUGUGAGGCUUUACGCAUCAUAUUCACUUCUAGCUGCCGGCGUGAAAUGUGACAGCCGGACAGGAUCGGAUGAAAAAACCAGCAGAGGAGUUAUUGAGGCCUGUGUUGAAUGGCUGAUAGAAAAUGAAUUCAUUCGUAUUCAGAGGGAUGGACAAGAUGAGCGGUAUCGUCCAACCCAGCUUGGUUCUGCCACCCUUUCAUCCUCACUUUCCCCUCCGGAGGCUCUGGGAAUAUUUGCAGAUCUCCAGCGGGCCAUGAAGGGCUUUGUACUUGAAAAUGAUCUGCACAUUCUGUAUCUGAUCACCCCACUGUAUGCGGAGUGGACCACCAUAGACUGGUACCAGUUCUUCUGUUUGUGGGAGCAGCUGCCGUCUUCGAUGAAGAGAGUGGCCGAGCUGGUUGGAGUCCAGGAGGGUUUUCUGGCUCGAUCUGUCAGUGGAAAACUCGUUGCCAAGACAGAGAAGCAGCACAGACAGAUGGCUGUUCAUAAACGGUUCUUCACGACGCUCGUACUGCAGGAUCUGGUCAGUGAGGUGCCUUUGGGAGCUGUUUCUUCUAAAUACAGCUGCAGCCGCGGGCAGCUACAGUCUCUGCAGCAGUCUGCUUCUACAUACGCAGGUAUGGUGACUGUGUUCUGCAAACGUCUGGGUUGGCACAACAUGGAGCUGCUGCUGUCCCAGUACCAGACCCGGCUGAGCUUUGGAGUCCAGAAGGAACUUGUGGAUCUGGUCAGGGUUUCCCUUCUCAAUGCAACACGAGCCAGGGCACUCUACGUUCAAGGCCUGUGUACUGUUGCUGAACUCGCCCGGGCGUCUGUAGCUGACGUAGAGAAGGCCCUGAGGAACGCAGUCCCAUUCAAGAGCUCCAAGCGUGCGGUCGACGAGAGUGAGAUGGAGGCGGUGGAGAGACGAAGCUUGCGCUGCGUGUGGGUCACGGGGGGGCAGGCCCUGACGGAACAGGGAGCAGCUGUUGAGAUUGUGUCGGAGGCAAGACUCCUGCUUCAAGGAGACCUGGCUCAGCUUGGAGUUAAGUGGGAUCCAGGAGCACUUCCUCCGUCCAAAUCCAGCCCUGAUGAUCCAGACUUGGGUAUCUCACCUGUCUUCUGUAUUGGUCCACGUGAAGCACGGACAGACAGGACCGAGGAGCAUCAAAAGAGGAAUCAGAAAAGCAAAGUCUCUGAAAAGCUCAGAGAUGAGGUCAGAAAAGAUUUUAAACGUCAGAUGAAGAGGAUUGAUGCCGACACAAGAAAUCUAAACAUGACUGAAGCAGAAAUCAGACAAACCGUUUGUGAAGAUCUGAUGGAAAGACACAAAGAAAGCACGGAGGUAAUGAUGAAUAAAUCAGCUGUAAAUAAUAAAGGAAGCCAAGCUAAAGGACGGUCAGAACAAGAGUGCAAACAAAUCACAUCGAAGGAAGGAGAGACCAGAGAAAGACCAGGGAAGCAUCAGCCUAUUGCUGCUGAGAGGACCUUAACGCAAGAGUUAGCUGAGAUUAUAUCCAGUCCUCUACCUCAAAUGCUGCCACAGCCUCAGCUCGUAGCAUCUCCGGUGUCUCCUCCACGUUUCAGAGCCCCGAUAUCACGUCUAGAGCAGCAACAAAACGUUUCUGCAAACGGAGAGCGCCUCACAAAACUCACUGUAUCGCCUCUACACCCGGGAAGGCUGAAACAUUCCAGAGCAUUAAGCAAAGUCCUUCAGUCUAUAAAAACACAAAACAGUCUGCAAGAUAUCUCAGAACCCGUCGGAAGAUCACAAUCAGUAACCAGAAUGAUUUCUUCCUCUGAACAUCCACCACCUGUAGCUCAGGUGCCCUUAACUCCUCCUCCUCCUCCUACAGAAGUAACAAACUCUCCUCAAACCGUCACAGAUCCCAUGUCGGGUCCUGAUGCCAAACGGAGAAGGGUUGACCACAGAGAGGUCGCUAAUUUUUCAUCACCAGAGCUAUACGCAGGAAAUAAGACAGAUGAAGAAGGUGAGGAACAAAUCAAUCUGGAUGGACAAAGCUUUGGAGACAGCUUUGACCUAGACACUCAAACGGAAAGAAUCAUGGCUCAGCAGUCUUACAGAGAUGGAGCUAAAGAUCAGCUGGUGGAGACACAGAAGGACACAGAAGACGAAACAAUGGAUGCCGCCCUAGAGCCCGCAAAGACGAUGGGUGAGAGAAGUGGGCUGGAAGGUCUUCAUGUGGCGUCUCCCAGAUUUGAUGCUUCUUUCACAGAGAGCCAGCUGGAGCUCAUCCUCAACACCAGCCAUCAGAUAUCACUCAGGCCAGUCAAGGACCAAGAUAAAGAUGAAGAUGCUCAUCAAACUGAGAGUCCUAACGGAAGCAGCAGCUUCCUGUUUGACAGCAUGUUCGACAGCCCUGUCCUGGAAGCGCUGGGCCCACACCAGAGGCCUGACCAACCAGAGGAUGAUGAAUCUUCUAGCCAGGGAGAUGCCGUUCACGGUUCUCUUCCAUCAACCCAGCAGAGACGACGCAGCGAGCUUCUCGCCAACCAGGAGGCAGAAGAGCAGGAAGCGGUCCGGUGGGGAGAGUCCUUCUUUAACCUAUCUGAAUGGGGGGACUCGCUCUUGGUGGGUGAACACUUUUUGGAAAGGCAUAGUUUGUUGGGAGACACGGAAAGAGAGCUGCAGGAAGCGAAGGAAGACCAGGACCUGUGUGGAGAACAGCUGUUGAUUUCACCGUUUGGACACAGUCGAAUACAGCCGCCGCUUCGUUUUACCCACCUAAAGGAGGGCGUCACGGACAGGGCCGACAACGAUCAAGUCCUUGGUGAGAAAAUAUUUAACGAUGAAGAUCUAGAACCAAUUGAAGAAAAAGAGGAAAUAAGUCAUAAGGAGGGUGAAAUCGCAAUGCAGCUUGAGAAGGAGGCGAACAAAGAGGAAGACACUUUAGAGGAAAUGGAUCUGAGUUCAAACCGAUCUCAAAAGGAUUUUUAUUGCAGCCCAGGUUUACAAGAAAUCUUUGAUCGCUGGCCCAGUAUGUCUGACCAGUCCGGCUCAACAAACCGUCAAACACAAGCUGCUGUUGCUGCCGCAGAGAAACCACAACCAGAGAUGCAGCUAGACAGGAAAAGGAAAAUAUCACAUCAGUCUGAUGCUGCAAAGAAUGGCUUCCAACAUGGACGAAGCUCAACCAGCGAGAACACUCCAGAGAGACCAGGCUCUGCUGGUGACCUCAUCCCACCAACCCAGGAGAAACCGCCGGUCACACCGAGAGUAAAACUGACUACUUUAGCGGUCCAGUCGCCUGUAACCACUCAGCCCCGUAAACAGUCAGGUCCCUCAGACCCUGUUCAAGAGAAACCAGCAGCCAGGAAGCUUCCCACACACCAAACCGCUCAAACAGGAAACAACAAUCAGCUGUCAGAAGGCGUUUUGGCUUCUGCCUGUAAACAGGAAGCAGAAAUGGUGACAAAAGCAAAUUCUGCCACAAGUUCAAGUUUAAAAACGAAACCCCUGCCUCGGGUUAACCAGAACCUUUACCUCCCUAUGGAGGGUGCACCCCCUCCCCACCUCCACCUACAGGCACCCACCGACGCAGAGCAUCAUGCCAGUCUUGAUGGCUUCAGUCUUCAGCUCUCCCAGGAUGCCUCGCUGUGCUGUAGCAACUCGGAGCUGUUCUCCAUCAUCGAUGUGGCGAGUGAUAAACGUCUGUUUUAUACUUUUGUCAAAGAGUGGAAAACAAAGGAGAGGUUUUCUGUUGCUUUGGCCUGUGAGAAGAGAGAGCCCAGACACCAGCCUGAGGGGGAACUUGGAGGGAAGCAUAACAGAGCUCAUCAGAGGCUGAAUACCGCUGAUGGUUUUCCAGUAAGAGGCAAUGAAGAGCUCGUUCUGAUUGGACUCUCUAUUUGCUGGGGAGCCAAGGAUGCAUAUUAUCUAUCCUUGCAGCAGGAGCAGUGCAAAGGUCUGAGCUCCAGUCUGGCUCCUCCUCCACUGGAUAAUGAUUUGACAGUCAGCGAAAGGCUGGAGCAGGUGAAAGACUGUCUCAACAGACAAUCAGCUGGUCACAACUUGCAUGUGGUGGUUACAUAUGACAUUAUCAAGGUGUACAAGACACUAGCGCUGAGCUGCGGCCUCAGCUUGGACGGAAGCUGUGAAGAUCCAAAGGUGGCGUGCUGGCUGCUGGACCCUGGCAGUGAGGAGAGGACUCUUCCAAACAUGGUGACGGUCUACUGUCCUGAAGAUGUACCGCUGCUGGAUGGUCUCGGUAACACGCAUUCAUACUGUCCUCGUGUCAGAGCGGCCACACAGUGUGUGCUCACACACACUGUGAUGACGCAUCUCACUGGCUUGCUGGAGAAAGAUAAAACUCUAGAUUUAUUUAGGAAAAUAGAGAUGCCCUCUCAGGUGUGUUUAGCCUUGUUGGAGCUGAAUGGAAUUGGCUUCAGUGUGGAAGAGUGUGAGAGGCAAAAACAUGUGAUGCAAGCUAAACUCUCAGCUCUGGAGACUGAAGCUUACAGCCUGGCUGGACACAGCUUCUCCCUCACCAGUGUUGACGACAUAGCACAGGUGUUGUUCUUGGAGCUCCACCUGCCUCCAAAUGGUGAAGUAGGGGGAUCGAGGAGUAAAAAGACUCUGGGUUACACCAGGAGAGGCGGUGGCAGAGUUCGACUUGGGAAACAGUUCAGCACCACCAAGGAUGUUCUGGAGAAACUUCGUCUCCUGCACCCGUUACCAGGUGUCGUUCUGGAGUGGAGACGGAUCACGAACGCUUUGACCAAAGUGGUAUUCCCACUGCAGAGGGAGAGGCAAUAUCAUCAAACACUGGAAAUGGACAGAAUAUAUCCAGUCACCCAGACCCACACAGCCACAGGUCGAGUUAGCUUCACAGAGCCAAACAUACAGAACGUCCCUAAAGACUUUGAGAUUCACAUGCCUACAGUGGUGGGUGAGAGCCCACCGUCACAAAACGCCCUCCAGGUGACCAGAAAACCAGGGAGGAAGAGGCGCUCUGCAGCUUCAGCAGUCACAGCCGGACCUGCAGAACAAGGCCCAGCCUUCUCUGUCAGCAUGAGACAUGCGUUCAUACCUUUUCGAGGUGGGAUGAUUUUAGCAGCAGAUUACUCCCAGUUAGAAUUAAGAGUGCUGGCUCAUCUCUCAAAGGACCAGCGCCUCCUGCAGGUGCUGAACGGAGGAGCAGACGUGUUUCGCUGCAUCGCUGCAGAGUGGAAAAGCGUUGACCCAGAUUCUGUUCAGGACAGUCUCAGACAACAAGCUAAACAGAUUUGUUACGGCAUCAUCUACGGAAUGGGAGCAAAGUCUCUGGGGGAGCAGAUGGGAGUGGAGGAGGAGGACGCAGCCUGCUACAUCGAGAGCUUUAAAGCCAGAUACAAAGGGAUAAAUACUUUUCUCAAGCAGACUGUGAAGAACUGCGUAAAGGACGGCUACGUUCGGACGCUGAUGGGCCGCAGGAGGCAUUUAGCUGGAAUCGCCAGCACCAACAGCCACAUUAAAGCUCAUGCAGAGCGCCAGGCGGUGAACACCACGGUUCAGGGUUCAGCAGCUGACAUUGUUAAGCUCGCUACUGUGAACAUCCAGAAGCGGCUACGACAGACGUAUCCUGCAGAGCCGCUGUCUCACCGGCACUCAGCAGCACAAAAUCAGAGCAGAGCCGGGAGGUCGCAGCUCAGAGGAGCCUACUUUGUACUGCAGCUGCAUGAUGAGCUCAUCUACGAAACCACAGAAGAAGACCUCAUACAGGUUGCACAGAUAGUCAAGAGGGAGAUGGAGACAGCGGCCAAACUGUACGUGCAGCUGAAAGCCAAGGUCAAAGUGGGACCCAGCUGGGGGAACCUGCAGGACCUUGAUGUAUGAAGUGUGUAAAAAUCAAGUGCAAUGUCUUUAACGCUAGUAUUUUAAUCCCGUUACUGACAGCAAUGAAUUUAAUCCAGUUUAUUAACUACAUGAACUUUUAAAACAGCAUCUGUAGAUAUAUUUAUCAGUGUACAGCUUGAGUUUUUAGCCAAUUCUACAUUUUUGAAGAAACGAGCAAUAAACUAAUGGUACAGAUUUGA
Messenger RNA from Nothobranchius furzeri (turquoise killifish), 8589 nucleotides. It is a transcript of the gene polq, whose product is annotated as polymerase (DNA directed), theta. The record is from RefSeq and is a predicted model, not a curated record. Gene Ontology annotation, biological process: DNA-templated DNA replication; double-strand break repair via alternative nonhomologous end joining. Gene Ontology annotation, molecular function: DNA-directed DNA polymerase activity; ATP binding; DNA binding. NCBI's taxonomy places the organism in Eukaryota, Metazoa, Chordata, Actinopteri, Cyprinodontiformes, Nothobranchiidae.